Messenger RNA from Letharia columbiana, 777 nucleotides. RefSeq lists its product as uncharacterized. Gene Ontology annotation, molecular function: structural constituent of ribosome. Gene Ontology annotation, biological process: translation; ribosome assembly. Lineage: Eukaryota; Fungi; Ascomycota; Lecanoromycetes; Lecanorales; Parmeliaceae. Gene Ontology annotation, cellular component: ribosome; mitochondrial large ribosomal subunit. The coding region runs from base 1 to 777 and encodes 258 amino acids. The transcript has 2 exons. The record is from RefSeq and is a predicted model, not a curated record.
AUGAGUCUCUCAAAUCCACGGAGGCGGCUGCUCCGGUCAGCCACCUCCCUCCUCCCCCAUUCCCACUUCCACCCUCUCCUCGCCUGUCCUCAUCUCAACCAGCGGCGAACCGCCAUUACAGACUUCCUCAAGAAUCCCUUCAGGUCUCGCCGAAGACGCAAAAUCCUCGAUCUUUCCUCCCCAGAGGUCCUCAACGCAAACGAAAUUCAAAAAGCCAAGGAAGAAAAAGAGCGCUCCAAGCUCCCCAAAACUGGCGGUCUAGCACCCGGUUCUAUCCUCGAUACUCUUUCGCCGACCACCGGUCCACGGAUUGAAGACACAGGCGUCAUCCGCGACCCGGAGAACAUGGCAGCGGUGCUCGACCCGACGCCCCGAGCUCGGGAAAAAUGGCAGCGGAGGAUGGUGAUUCGCGAGAUCCGGGGCCGGGGACGGAUGAGUAAGACGGUGAAGCUGGCGAGGACGGAGCGGAGCCAUCUGAGCAAGAGCGAGUUCUUCAAGACGAGCGUGAAGAAGCUGUUCCCGCUCGCGAACCAGAUUGCGGGGAAACCGUUGAGCGAGGCGAUGGUGCAGAUGCGCUUCAGUAAGAAGAAGGCCGCGCAGGAUGUCCUGAGGCAUUUGGAGUAUGCGAGGGAUCAGGCGGUCGUGAUGAGGGGGAUGGGGUUGGGGAAGGUGCAGGCUCAGGCCCAGCAGGCGGAGGGGGGGAGGUCGUGGAUGGUCGGGAGGCGGAGGGGGGCAAGAAUCGGCGCGGGAAGAAGAGAGGUUGCUGGUGGAAGAUAA